UUUCAUUCAAGGGACAAGUUGUCUCCAUCCUCCGCAGGAUGAGUGUUCUUCCCUCCACAGUACCGUAACACUCAAUACCCAUCGGCUUCGGGAGGCGGCAAAGCGGUCUACGAAGAACGGGGCGGAUAAUCACUUUGUCGGCUUUUGCAUCUAACCGAAGAUAGAGCUGUUCUUGAUAUAGAGAGUGAUGUUGGGGGGACGUGCUAUCGCUAUUGGCGGCGCUGCCGCGAUAGAUAUUUUAAUUCCUUUAGUUCUUCUCUCUCCUUUUUCUCUCUCUUGCUUCUCUUCAGUUUUAUACCUACAACCGUUUUGAGUCAAUUGUCCAAAGGUUGGUCGACACCAUGUCGCGACCUUUCCUCUCAAUGUUCCGCCCAAUAGGGCGGCGGAAUUUCUCCGUCUCAACCUCAAGAAGAGCAAUUGAUAAGCUAUGUGAAUCGGCUGAGGAAGCCGUCAAGGAUAUGAAGGGUUCCUCCACGCUGUUGGUCGGAGGAUUUGGUUUCUCGGGUGUGCCAAAUACUUUGAUCAAUGCUGUGCGUGAUCGUCCGGACAUCACCGAUUUGACGGUUGUCUCCAACAAUGCCGGAAUGCCUGGUGCUGGUCUCGGACAAUUACUGGAAUCUAGACAGAUCAGUAAAAUGAUCGCUUCGUUUAUCGGUGAAAACAAAGUCUUUGAGAAAAUGUACCUGAACGGUGAUCUCGCAUUGGAACUCACGCCCCAAGGUAGCAUUGCUGAAAAGUGUGCGGCCGGUGCUGCUGGUGUCCCUGCUUUCUAUACCCCCGCGGCUUAUGGAACUAUUGUGCAAACCGGUGAACUCCCCGUACGUUAUAACAAAAAUGGCACUGUGGCGGAAACGUCCAAGCCUAAGGAAACUCGUAUGUUUAAUGGCAAGAACUAUCUUCUGGAGGAAGCGAUUUUCGGUGACUACGCACUAGUCAAGGUUCACAAGGCCGAUAAGCUUGGUAACUGCCAGUUCCGCAAGGCGAUGAACAACUUCAACGAGGCUAUGGCUAAGAACGCCAAGUAUACCAUCGUUGAAGCGGACCACAUCGUUGAGGUCGGGGAAAUCGCCCCGGAGGAUAUCCACUUGCAAGGCAUCUACGUCAACAAAGUUAUCCAGAGCCAAGGUGAAAAGCAGAUUGAAAAGCUCACAUUCGCUAAAGACCCCAGCGAGAUGCUUAAGGCUGGCUCUGGCGAAGCCACCGCCCGUCGUGAGCGCAUCGUCAAGCGUGCUGCCAAGGAAUUUCGGGACGGAAUGUACGUUAACUUGGGUAUUGGAAUGCCUCUGAUCGCUCCUUCAUAUCUCCCUAAGGGCGUUGAGGUUGUGCUCCAGGCUGAGAACGGUAUUCUGGGCCUGGGUGGUUAUCCUAAGCCUGGCGAGGAAGAUCCUGACCUCAUCAACCCUGGUAAAGAGACUGUCACUCUGGCCGGUGGUGCUUCUGUGUUUGGGUCCCACGAGAGCUUCGGUAUGAUUCGCUCUGGACGUAUUGAUCUUACUAUGCUUGGUGCUCUUCAAGUGAGCCAGUAUGGAGACCUUGCGAACUUUAUGCUUCCCGGUAAGGUGAAGGGUGUCGGUGGGGCCAUGGACUUGGUGGCCAACCCCGAGAAGACUAAGGUCGUUGUGACUAUGGAGCACGUCGACAAGAAGGGCAAUCCCAAGAUCUUGCCUGAGUGCUCUUUCCCCCUCACCGGCCCUCGCUGCGUGUGGAAGAUCAUCACUGACCUGGCCGUGUUUGAAGUUAGCCCGAUCGAGGGCCUGACGCUGGCUGAAUUCGCGGAAGGCGUCUCAGUUGAUGAGAUCCGCAGCAAGACCGCUGCUCCUUUCAAGGUUGCAGAUGACUUGAAGCCUAUGCUGUAAAUUAGAUAUCCAUGCACAUAUAGAGCGGUAAAUUGAAUUAUGUUUUUGUUAUGAAGAUUCCUCUGUUGCAAGCGUGCCAUGCAACGCAC
Aspergillus alliaceus is the source of this 1945-nucleotide messenger RNA. Its product is annotated as 3-oxoacid CoA-transferase. The transcript is spliced from 5 exons. Gene Ontology annotation, molecular function: succinyl-CoA:3-oxo-acid CoA-transferase activity. Bases 342 to 1856 code for a protein of 504 amino acids. NCBI's taxonomy places the organism in Eukaryota, Fungi, Ascomycota, Eurotiomycetes, Eurotiales, Aspergillaceae. Gene Ontology annotation, biological process: ketone body catabolic process. The record is from RefSeq and is a predicted model, not a curated record.